CCUCGCGGCGGCCCCGGCGGCGGCGACGGCGCGCGGAGAGACCUGGGCCGGGAGGAAGGAGUCUAUCCCGAGGCAUUUCCGGUUCCGGUGUCAGUUCGAGGCGCCGCCGCAGCAGCCGCCAGAGCCGCGAUGCCUAAAGGAGGGAGAAAGGGAGGCCACAAAGGCCGGGCCAGGCAGUACACAAGCCCCGAGGAGAUUGAUGCACAGCUCCAGGCUGAAAAGCAGAAGGCCAGGGAAGAAGAGGAGCAAGAAGAGGGUGGAGAUGGGGCUGCAGGUGACCCCAAAAAGGAGAAGAAAUCUCUAGACUCAGAUGAAAGUGAGGAGGACGAUGAUGACUACCAGCAAAAGCGCAAAGGUGUGGAAGGGCUCAUCGACAUCGAGAACCCCAACCGGGUAGCACAGACAACCAAAAAGGUCACACAGCUGGAUCUGGACGGGCCGAAGGAGCUUUCACGGAGAGAACGAGAAGAAAUCGAGAAACAGAAAGCAAAAGAGCGUUACAUGAAGAUGCAUUUAGCUGGAAAGACAGAGCAGGCCAAGGCUGACCUUGCCCGGCUGGCAAUCAUCCGGAAACAGCGGGAGGAGGCCGCCAGGAAGAAAGAAGAGGAGAGGAAAGCAAAAGACGAUGCGACUUUAUCAGGAAAACGAAUGCAGUCGCUCUCCCUGAACAAGUGAACACCCGGCCGGGGGGAGAGGAGACGCCGGGCCCUGGGCCGUGCCUCCGGGACCCCUGCCGGCUCACCCGCCCGUGCCCUGGCGCCGCUGCAGCAGCCCCUCAGGCCAGGAGCCCCACGGCCUGGGGCCUUGUCUUCAUCUUGGCACAGAAAUUGUUUGGGGGAAUGGAGG
Molecule: messenger RNA, 846 nt
Organism: Choloepus didactylus (southern two-toed sloth)
Lineage: Eukaryota; Metazoa; Chordata; Mammalia; Pilosa; Megalonychidae
Gene: PDAP1
Product: PDGFA associated protein 1
Exons: 6
Coding region: 130-675 (181 amino acids)
Cellular component (GO): cytosol
Molecular function (GO): RNA binding
Source: RefSeq, a predicted model, not a curated record